UCCGUGUCAUCAUCUGAAAGGUUUUUUACAGCCCAAAAGACCCUCGACAACUAAACCUUCUACUUGGUAACGGGUUCUACCCUCGAUGAGUGCGAUAUUGGGUAUUGCUUUCGUUGCGCUUCAUUGCCCCACGUUUAGUUCUCAGAAUUAGACCUCGGAACUUGUCGAUGUCUAGUCGCUCUUACGUCACCAUAAACCAUCAACAUCCGCAGGUUAACUUCCACGCAUUGCGAACUCGGGGCAUCCACCGAUAUCUCAGUGACGAGCGCGAAUCUAUGCAGUAUCAAAAAAUAAGCCCUUUACGCAACUUGGUAACUACACGGUACUUUCUCGCACGCGGAAGCGGAACUCGGUACCUUUCGACUAACCUUGGAGGUUCCCAUUCUCGAUCAAACACUUCACUCUCUCAAAACUCAAGGGUGACUUUAUUAUAUCCAGUUCUACCUUCAACGCUUCUCCAACACAUCCGCCACAAAUCAAUAAAGACCAAGCACACAAUGACAGACGCCACAAACCACCCGCUCUCAGGCCUGUGGCAGCCCACGCAGCUCCAGAGACUGCACUACGGCUCCGAAUCUGUCAAGAAACACCUACUAGAAUGCCUUCCGAAGAAUUCGAGUAAGGCUUUCAUAAUCACCGGCAACUCCCUAGCCACAAAAACACCUCUAGUUAAGCAAGUAGAACAACUCCUAGGAACCAAGCACGCCGGCACCUUCUCCAAAAUCGGCGAACACGCACCCGUCGCCCAACUCGACGAAGCCACCAAAAUCGUUGAAUCCGACAGUGCAGUCGACACGGUCAUCUCCAUUGGCGGCGGCAGCCCCAUCGAUUCGGCAAAAGCAAUCAGUUACCGCCUGCACGACAAGUCUGGAAAAUGGCUGUACCACAUCGCCAUCCCCACGACGCUGUCCGCAAGUGAAUGCACAAUGAUGGCCGGCUACACUGAAUCGGACGGGAUGAAAACCGGCGUACGCGCAAAAGAACUCGUCCCCCACGUCGUCCUGUACGAUUCCAGUUUCGCCCUGCAAACCCCCGCGAGACUAUGGCUCAGCACCGGACUACGCGCGCUCGACCACGCAGUCGAACUCUUGUACCAUCCCACUGCCUCUGAGAUGCCCGCGCGUUGGUCAACGCUACAAGCGGCGGGCAGUCUAUUUGAGAAUCUGCCAAAGUACAAGGCGGAUCCAAAGGACGAGGACGUCGUGACGAAACUGCAACUAGCGGCUUUUGCCUCCCUGGGCUUCCUGGGGUAUAAUAUGAAAGGCGGUCUCGGCCUUUCCCACGCGCUGGGGUAUGCGCUUGGAUCGCCGUAUAGUAUCCCCCACGGCAUCACGUCGUGCUUGACACUCGGGCACGUUGUUAAACUCAAAGCUGCGGAUCCAGCUGCUGCGGAGCAGAUAGCGCGUCUGCUACCUUUUAUCAAGGAGACUUCGUCCGGGGAUACGAAGAAGGAUGCUGCGAAGGUCGGUGAUGCUAUUUUGAAGCUGGUGCGGGAUUUGGGGCUUGAUAGUGAUUUGAGGAAUUAUAAUGUUGGUAGGGAUCAGAUUCCGGUCAUUACGAAGAGGGCGACUGGGGUGGAGAGUGGGGAUGUGUUUGAUGGUGUUGAGGGGUUGGUAAAGGGUUUGUUUGUAUGAGGUGAUGGUGACGACGUCUAUAGAAAGAGAAGAUGGAAUAUUGCGUCAGUUAUACGAUUGCUGAGUGGGAUUGUUAGAUUGUAUAUUCUAUCCUGUUCUUUAAAUUUGGUCUAGAGUUAGUAGGUGCUGUGUUUCACAAGGCCUAUCUCUUCUUCGUCUCCCUGAAGUAUACGGACCAUUUCCGUUUUUAAAGCAAUAGGUAGCCUA
Molecule: messenger RNA, 1841 nt
Organism: Cucurbitaria berberidis CBS 394.84
Lineage: Eukaryota; Fungi; Ascomycota; Dothideomycetes; Pleosporales; Cucurbitariaceae
Product: Dehydroquinate synthase-like protein
Exons: 1
Coding region: 498-1634 (378 amino acids)
Cellular component (GO): mitochondrion
Molecular function (GO): alcohol dehydrogenase (NAD+) activity; metal ion binding
Source: RefSeq, a predicted model, not a curated record